Messenger RNA from Cotesia glomerata, 4841 nucleotides. RefSeq lists its product as uncharacterized. The coding region runs from base 299 to 4159 and encodes 1286 amino acids. Gene Ontology annotation, molecular function: DNA binding. NCBI's taxonomy places the organism in Eukaryota, Metazoa, Arthropoda, Insecta, Hymenoptera, Braconidae. The record is from RefSeq and is a predicted model, not a curated record. The transcript has 7 exons.
AUAAAGUCCAAGUAAACACCAGAGUUCCUUAUUCUCAAAAAUAUCACUCAGCAACUGAACUGUAAUACUUACGUCUUUAAACAUUUUAAUGAUUAUAGGAUGGCUUGGUGACGGGAUGUACUUGCUACCAUCCAUCGUAAACGCCCUUUAAGUCUCAGAAUGCCCAACUGUAUAUAUACAACUUGACUUGUUAUCGAGACCGUCAGUUAAAGGAAACCCGUUAGCGAGACGGCAUGUAUUUUUCGUGAAAUUCGGGGGAUUUUUUAAUUUUUAACGACUAACAUGGACAACAGAUGCGAUGAUAAUAUACUGCAGUUUUUAUGAAAGAUAUAAACUUGUAUUAAACGGGUUGUUUCCAAUUGGUUUUAUGGAAAGGAGGUCAACUACAGCUUCGCCGAAUGGAAUUUGCGUCAAUGGAAAGUUUUCCCGGACAAAUAGAAUGGCCAAAAGAUUUUGUAGAUUUGAUUCUGCCUCAUAUCCAAUGAGAAUGACUAAUAAGGAUCAAAGAAGAUUGUUUUAUGUAGUUCAGUUCGUACAGUUACCUUUCGAGGGCAUUGAUGACUACGUGUGUGUGCCCUAUUCCUGGAUAAUAUUUCAAAAAUCCUCAAAUCGGAAGAUAGUUGUGACAUAUCCGAACAAUGAAGAUCCCUUGGAAACGAGAGAACGCGUUAGAAGGAAAGAGCGACCAAAUGAUUCAUGGAGGUUCUACAUGGUCUACCUUAAAUAUGACUCAGAUGAUUUUGAAGAUGCUGAGUUAUGGAUAGCGAGGAAUGAACAUGGACCUGUUGAAGGAGUAUCAAAAAGAAAAGAUUCUGAAACAGAACCUCAGCUGAAUAGAAAGCUACGAAGUGCCAAUCAAUCUAUUUGGUCAGAAAGCAAUUCAGACAAGCCUCAGGUAACAGUGAAACCCUAUAACAAUCUUCGUAAACCACUACCAAAAAUUUCGAUACGACGACCGCUAUCUCAGGACCCCGAUCAAAACCUGAAUAACAAAUGCUUGAAAUUAAAUAUAAAUUGUAAGCCUGUCGUCAAUACUAAGCACAUAACAGCAACGUCUGCCAGUUCAAAACGAGAACAAUCAGUAAUCAUCACUGGCAAUCAGGUGAUUCAGAAAGAUCAGACAAAAACGAACUACGCUUCUAAUGGUAAGAUAAACACCGAGCAGAGUACUGAACCUGAAGUUAUCAAUGAAAAUCAAUUAGUUAAACUUUCAGUCCAGUCUACUUCAGCAAAACUUCCGGUUAAGCAUCAACUUUCACCACAGUCGCCAACGGAGCACCGACUGUUACUGCAGCCUCCAAUUGGUCGACAACCUUCACCGCAGCCUCCAAACGAUCGACAACCUUCACCGCAACUUCCAAACGAUCGGCAACCAUCACCGAAGUUUAUAGCUGAGCAACAUUCUUCAUCGAAGUUUUCGGAUGAACAACAACCUUUACCUGUUGGCGAAGACUAUCAACAACCUGUUAGUAUGUCAACUGUAGACCUGAAUGGAUCUAAAGGAGAUCUUGAUAGCUGUCAAAACGUUCUGCGUGAGCCUGUUACGAAUAAAAGACCAUCAACUAAAACUCCUCCAAGCAAUUUCAAACCGCCUCCUCAGUCUGAUUCUAUGAACGAGAGACCAACUCCACUGGUUCGUCAUGAAAAUUCACUUCCCGAGCCAUACUCGCGAGAUGUAACUGCUGGACAAUCAAAGAAACCCAAUGAUUGCCAAAAAACUCAACUUCAAUCGAUUUUGACUGCGCCAAAGAUAGUACCGAAGUCCUCCAGUACAACUAACCAGCUUUUUCAGCAAUGUGGAUACCCUCAAUUACCAAUUUUUUCAGUUAAUAGCACUUCGAAUACGAAAUUCCAACCCCAAGGAUUCAGUGGGAAAAAUUCUAUUGAAGUGGCUGAUAACCACUCAUUUCUGUGCUCUCAAGACAUUAUUAAUAGCAUGCCAUCUACUUCUCAUCAUGAACACACUUCGGAAAAACUAACUCAAAUGGUAAAACUAAAAGCUAGGCAACAACCUUCAGCAGUGAAGAAAGUGAAAAAUCCUGUUAAUAAGAAAACUCGCCUAGAGGGUAUCGCAAGAAAUAUUGCAACCCUACAAUAUUCACCAAACUCUAUGAGACAACUCGGCUUACCUGGUGGUUCAACAGUCGCACAAUCUGCACAAUUUACUCAACAUCACUCACAACAGGCACAAAUUGAUGGAUCACUUAUAAAUGACGAUAGACAUGGAAUGAGAGAUAACUCUAUUAAUCAGAGAGAUCCCUGUCCCCAAGGUAUGAUGAAUACACCAGCCACACAGAACCUUUCGAAAUUAGCUCACCAGUAUAACCCUUUUCUUGGGAUAUCACAUGAACAACAAUAUUUGCCGACUCGGGAAGACUAUCUGCAGCAAUUCACACUUCUUCAAGAUAUGCUUAGAAGGCCAAGCAUGACUCCAACACUUGAUCAGAAGGCUUAUCAUCAAAAUGCUAUGAUGAACGGAGGAUUCGUCAUACAAAGACAACCGAACUCGAUCAACCAGCCCAUUCAGUUCCUUCCCCAAAAUGUAAAUCAUUACGUACCUAUUAACAACGCGUACUCACAAGAAGUAAGAAGCCAUGAACUGAUAAAGAGAUAUACUGACGGAACUCACAUUAUUUACCAGCCUAUUUUUCCCAAAGAAGUGAAUAUUCAAUUUCCUGCACAUCAUUUAUCGAGCCGGUUACAUCAGGAUGCCGAACAUCCACAAAAAAAACAAGAUCAACAGAAUUAUCGAGAUCCGCGUACAACAAACACACAAAAUGACCUUCCGCUCAAAUCGAUGCGUAGUUCUCCCAUUCCUAAGCCUCAAAAAAUCACUAAGAGAUCACGAUCUCUCUCUACCUUGAAGACUCCAAGUCAGGCACUUUUUGAUGCUCAGAGAAGCUGUUUAAUCCAAGAACUGAAUAUACAGGAAAGAGUGAAUCAAAGUUUCACAAAAUCUAAUAAUACAAAUCUAGCAGCUAUUUCUGAAACCCAGACGGUGGAACUAGCUUCUUCUACGGAAAACACCAAAGAUCAACCUAUGCCAUCAUCUAACCAAAUACAGGCAACACAAUUUCCUUUGGUUCAAAAUGAACAUAAUUGCCAAUGUCCCAGUAUGAAAAAAACUAUGAUUGAUCGAGCUACUGAAACGGAUUCAAUGAUGGAUAUUGGUCACUGUGUAAAAGCAAUCGCUGGAUCUUCUCUUCCUGAAAGCGCAUCAAGAGCAGUGGAAAGUGUGUGUCAGACGGACGAAUGGUUGGAAAAAGAAGAAGGCUCACUUUAUCAAGAGACAUCUUCAGAUUUUGAAAAUACAACAGACAACGAGAUUGAAUCAGAAAACGAAGUAGACGAAGUAGUUCCAGAAGCCAAUCAGGCAACUCUGAUAGCUGAACAAAAUCUCACACAAGAAAAUCAGCAUGAACAAUCCGGAAUAAUUAUUGAGCCAGACACUUUGCAUAUAAUUGGUACUCUCUUUACUCAAAUGGGAGCCAAUUUGUCUCUCACACGUGACAUAUUCAAUGGCUUACGAAAUUCCCUCCUCGUAUGUGCACAAACAUACAAGACAUUGUUAGGAAAAGUCGAUAAAUUGAACUCGAUAGAGCCCCUCCAAAAUUCUGCGUCUCCACCUAACAAUGUAAUCUCACAAGUUACUCAAGAAAUACCAGCUGGAGAUAACGAUAACACUACUAGUGUGGACAAUGCAACAACAUCGAUUCAUGAGCAAAGAGGUACGUUCUCUCUACCACCAGAAUAUGAUCCAAAUGAUACCAAGUGGACUCUAAAGUACCGAGAGAAUAAGCGAGGACUCGUCGAGCUCAUACCUCGAACUGGUGUUUACGUCAAAAGGAAAGAGCUGAAACGUAUCAUACGGGAAUCAAACGACGGUAGAAUGCUGGCACGCUUGCUGUUAACAGAAGUCUUCAACCAGAACGCUUUACGUGUGUGCUCAUGGACAGGUGGAAAAGCAAAAGCUUUUAAUUCCGCGAACAUUGACGUCAGGCCAGGACUAGAUGAAAAUGCGAGAAUGGUCCUGCUAACAUUCGUUGAACAACACGGGAAGAAAUGUGGUUGGAGUAUGGCCAACACAUCAGCUGUUAUGAGUACUAUUCGGACCAAGAUUAAUGACAUAAGAGCCAACAAGUUAGACGAUAUGUGUUAAUUCAUACUGCGUGAUAUUACUAUCAAGAGAAAGAUAGGAUAAAAUGAAGGUGAGAAUUUCUUGUUUGCGUUGUAAUAACCACAUUUGAUGCUUAUCUAGCUGAGCUUUACCCAGAGGCCCUUCGACGACGGACAUUCAAGGCCAUGUAAACAAAACAAACACAGAUGCGUAAUUUGUUUGGGCUUAAUAUGUUAUUGUAAGGAGUAUGUACUUAUUCUUGCAGAAAGAUAUUGUUGUUGGGUAUCCGUACGUAAUGGUCCAAUUUUUGCAGUUACCGCAUACAGAUAUUGGCGACUACAGUUGUGUGCUUCACUCUUGGAUACGAGGCCGCAGAGCGACAGAAAGGAAGAGCCUAGUUGCAUAUCCCGAUGAAUCUCCAUCGAUAACUAAACUGCGAAUUAUGAACGACGAUGAACCUUCGAAAAAAUGGAAACUCUACAUGGCAAUUAUAAAACAUGAAUCACAUUCAUAUGAGAAUGAUUGUGAGUUCAUUAUGAAAAAAAUUCAUAAUGCUUCUAAGAAUAGAUAUUCUGACGUAAUGAGAAUCGAUUAUAAACUUUUGCCAGCUACAACAACAAAACGAUACAGUCUGCCACUGAAAACAAUCAAGCUGCCAGACCCUCAAUCAAAAAAGAAUAGAAAUAAACUGAAAGUAGUAGUGAUGAAGAAACCUUAUGAAAGA